AGAAACUAGAAAAUGAGUCUGCAAAUGUCAUACCACACUCAUGUAGGGUAUAAAAUCAGUUUAAAUUCAAAAAAAAAAACCAGAUAUUUUUGUAGCAUAACAGCUGAUCAUGCACACACACACACGCACAGCAACCAGGGCUGCAAUCUUAAGCAGUGCUGCAAAACGUGCCACCCGUGACCAUAUGUUUCAAACGACACGCGGCCGGCUUUUUGUUUUGGACUCCAACGCGGAAUUAAAUUAACACAAAACUACUUUUAAAAUGGACAGCAGCAGCGCCAUUGUAAUGCCUGGAGAGCGCAUCACCAGCAUAGAGGAGGUGGCAAAGGAAAAACGCGUAAUACUGGGCCCUGGACUGCGGCGACUGGACGAUACGGUGGUGGCCAGCAAAGCGGGUCCACUGCGUCACAAGGAGCCCAACACGUACUGGAUUGACAACUACCAGAGACGCUAUGUGCCCGCGCGCGGCGAUCUGGUGCUGGGCAUCAUCAAGGGCAAGGCUGGGGAUCUGUAUCGCGUGGACAUUGGCUCGGCGGACAUUGCCUCCAUUUCGUAUCUGGCCUUUGAGGCGGCCACCAAGAAGAACCGGCCCGACCUCAAUCCGGGCGACAUCAUCUAUGCGCGUGUGCUGAACGCCAGUGCGGACAUUGAGCCGGAGCUGGUGUGCGUCAACUCGAAUGGAAAGCGCGGCAAGCUGGGUCUCCUCGCCGAUGGCUUCUUCUUCAAGUGCACCCUCAAUCUGGGACGCCUGCUGCUGCGCGAGAAUUGUCCCGCGCUGGCCGCCCUUACCCGUGAACUGCCCUACGAGAUCGCCAUCGGCGUCAAUGGACGCAUCUGGCUGAAGGCGAAUUCCCUGCGCGAGACAAUGGCUCUGUCGAAUGCCAUACUGACGAUGGAGCAGGCCGGCUACACGGAGAUUGAGAAAAUCUGCGACAAUCUGGGCGAUGUGCUGCAGGCCUAGCUCGCUUCCAAUAAAUCUUUACUUAGUUUACUUACAUUUCCAAAAAAAAACAAAAGAAACGAGCAAUUUUUUUUUAAUACUUUUGAUACGACUUUUAUGUAAAGGCAGCCCUGCUGCUGGCUGUCGGAGAUGAGCAAUUGUGUGACAACUGCAUGGUGAUCACGA
This is a messenger RNA of Drosophila obscura, 1126 nucleotides long. RefSeq names its product exosome complex component RRP40 (gene Rrp40). The record is from RefSeq and is a predicted model, not a curated record. The transcript has a single exon. NCBI's taxonomy places the organism in Eukaryota, Metazoa, Arthropoda, Insecta, Diptera, Drosophilidae. Gene Ontology annotation, biological process: exonucleolytic trimming to generate mature 3'-end of 5.8S rRNA from tricistronic rRNA transcript (SSU-rRNA, 5.8S rRNA, LSU-rRNA); poly(A)-dependent snoRNA 3'-end processing; U4 snRNA 3'-end processing. The coding region runs from base 263 to 961 and encodes 232 amino acids. Gene Ontology annotation, molecular function: RNA binding. Gene Ontology annotation, cellular component: nuclear exosome (RNase complex); cytoplasmic exosome (RNase complex).